This is a messenger RNA of Mauremys mutica (yellowpond turtle), 3055 nucleotides long. It is a transcript of the gene OVOL2, whose product is annotated as ovo like zinc finger 2. Gene Ontology annotation, biological process: epidermal cell differentiation; regulation of transcription by RNA polymerase II. The record is from RefSeq and is a predicted model, not a curated record. NCBI's taxonomy places the organism in Eukaryota, Metazoa, Chordata, Testudines, Geoemydidae. Gene Ontology annotation, molecular function: RNA polymerase II cis-regulatory region sequence-specific DNA binding; DNA-binding transcription factor activity, RNA polymerase II-specific. Gene Ontology annotation, cellular component: nucleus. The transcript is spliced from 4 exons. The coding region runs from base 1 to 795 and encodes 264 amino acids.
AUGCCCAGAGCCUUCCUGGUGAAGCGGCGGAGCCCGCAGCCGGCCAGCCGCAGCUGGGAUGCGCUGCCGGACGAGGAGCGAGCGGACACCUACAUCCCAGGGGGGAUAAGCUGUGUGCUGCUGAACUGCCGCAUCGAAGACAGCUGCAGCUUGGAGAGCAAUGGCAGCAGCGCCGCCAGCACGAGGGAGGCUGAGCGGAGUGAGACUCCUCAGCUAGCAGCCGAGAUCGGGGACGCAGAGGGGACCCUUCUGGACUUGGCCAUGAAGCGCCCAGUGGUCAGAUCGAAAAUCAAGUUCACGACUGGCACCUGCGAUGAUGCGGCGCUGCACAAUUGUGAGCUGUGCGGCAAAGGCUUUCGCUUGCAGAGGAUGCUCAACCGUCACGUGAAGUGUCACAGCCAAGUAAAGAGACACCUGUGCACCUUCUGUGGCAAAGGAUUCAAUGACACCUUUGACCUGAAGAGACACGUAAGGACCCAUACAGGAAUUCGUCCUUACAAAUGUGAGAUCUGCAACAAGGCAUUUACCCAGCGAUGUUCUCUGGAAUCCCACCUUAAAAAGAUCCACGGGGUGCAGCAGCAAUAUGCUUACAAACAGCGGCGCGAUAAACUUUACGUCUGCGAAGAUUGUGGCUACACGGGCCCAACGCAAGAGGACUUGUAUCUGCAUGUCAAUAACGCUCACCCUGGGAGUGCUUUCCUCAAGAAAACCUCUAAAAAGCUGGCAGCCGUCUUACAGAAUAAACUGACCUCUGUCCUGCAGAGGAACCCUGAAGAUGAUGAGGAAGACGAGUAACGCAGUGGAUUACAGCGGUCACAUGCAAUGAAGUUUACAUGUCGGGUAUUUUUUCAAACAGCUUUGAAAGGGAUCCGUGUAAUAGCAGGCAUCUUGUCCUUUUGGUAAUGACAGGCUGUGAAUGUGAAAGAAAUGUUCUCAGCUUAAUGCAAAUACAAGGCUUUUUUAAUCGUGAGAAUAAAAGGGAAAAUUUUGGAGCCAGCAUCACCUGUGGAUAGAGCCCUGCACUGGUACUCGGGAGACUCCACGUCAGUUCCCAGCUCUGCCACUGGCCUGCUGUGUAACCUUGGGCAAGUCACUUAACAUUUCCAUGAUUCAGUUUUCUCAACUGCGUAAUGGAGAUAAUGACACUAAUCAGCUUCGUAAAGUGCUUUGAAAUCUUGAAAUCUGUGGGUGAAAAGUGCUAGAUAAGAGCUAGGUAUCCUUAAUAUUAUUCCCAGAUGAGAAUCUACAGUAAAAUGAAGUUAAGGAUGAGAGUAUGUAUCAUAAGGUAAGAAAUGAACAGUCAAUACACUCAAACAACCUAAACUCUGCCCUGUAGUGAAACCAUGCAGAAACCAUGUGAUUAUGAUUAAGGUUGUUAGGAUUUGUAAUCCCAGGUUAGAAAAAAAUGAAUUUUAAAGAUGUUAGAUUUUUUUUCAUAUUAUUUCUGCCCCCCCCCCCCGGGGCAUGAUUCCAGGGCAGAGUUAAGGUUUUUUUGUGCGCCUUGACUGUGCAUUUCUUACCUUAACAUGUUUGGAUUUCUUUUGAGUGUAACCUUAACUCUGAAUUGCCUGUUUUUUUAAUGCUUAGUUCUGAGAUCACUAUCACAUCCCUGUGGCAGUUGUUUAAUUACUGAGGCCUCUUUUUAACCUUAACUCCAUCUUAAUAUAUAUUUUUUUGUCUGGGAAUUUCCCUAGUUCUAAAACAUUUUCAUAGAUGAACACUAAAUAAGAAACCCAAAGAGAAUGCUACCAGAUAGUUCUAAGGACUUGAAGAUACACAGCACCAACCUUCAAUCAUUUAAAAAAAAAAUUAAACUUCCAAGGCUGGAUUUGCUGGGAUACCAAAGCAAUGCAAAGCAGCCAGAGGGCAUUAGCCAGUUCAUCUAGUUAUAGAACUGCAUUGCAUCGCCAGAGCGGCACACAUCAACCAGUGCUUACUGGUGAAUCUGGCCCUUGGUUUGCCAUUGACUUAUUGGUUUAGAAGGCUGCGUUAGUGAGACCACCACUCUGCUGUGUGGCAGGAUCAGGGAGAGAAAGACCCGAGGCCCGGAGUCCCAAUAUCUCUGCUUCCCCUUUGCUCCCCCUCUGGUUCCUUUGGCGGUGCUGGCCCAGUGCUCAAUGGAGCCAAGCAGCAGUGCCAUUGGGGAGCCUUACAGACACUGAUGCCCAAACAAGUGUGCAGCCGCCGAAUGGAACCUUUGAAGAGCAAUGCCAGCUGGGCCAAGCCAUCCGUCAGUCAGAACUCAUGGCACAUGUGUCCAGUGUGCUUUGGUACCACUGAGUCAUUACAGCCAAUAGUACCGUUGCUUGCAAAUUAGCUGUCCAGGAAGGGUGGCGAUUGGUGCUCUACUCUGCUAAGAUCACUCAGGACAGAGAAAAGACUCAUGCCAACAGUAAUUUCUUAAAGGACCCAGUUUGACUCCAUAAACCAAGGAAUGAAUUUACUUGUAAAUUAUCCGAAAACUCAUUGUGUACUCAGAGAGUGAGUGCUGGACGUUUGGGGAGGACACACGCUUAUUUUGUAUACAAAACAGAGAUUGCAUCCUGGCUUUAAUGCAAAAUGGAACUCAGCCUGAAGUACGGAACGGAACUCAUCAGCACCUCCAUGGUUAAUAUAGGAAAAUGAUGUCAGAUUCUGGUUGUGUCUGUAAAAACUAAAUUUUCUUUGAUUGCCUCAGUCCUGGUGCAGACAUCUGCGAGGGCUUUGGACGGGGGAGGGAAAGCUUUUGGGUGUUCUUAAGCAUUUCUUAAUGAAGCAACUAUUUUAUGCAACAAGACUGAGGGUGCUUGGGGCCUUGAAAGAAUCUUAAUAAAGUGAAGCUUUGAUGUAACGAAUAAGAAACUUACUGUCCUAUGUAACAGGAAAGGUUGCAAGGGAUACUUUCAUAAACAGAAUUCCAAGUACAAAGUGUCGAGAUGAAUGACAGAAUAUUCACUUAGUGACAUUUUGGCUGCAGAUUAUAUUUUGACUCUUAGUUGUUCCCUGGUCAUGACUGUCUUAGGCUUCAGAGAUGAAAGCCGGCUUGAGUUCUUAGCUAGGGCAAGGACUGGCACGA